This is a messenger RNA of Piliocolobus tephrosceles (Ugandan red Colobus), 6922 nucleotides long. RefSeq names its product zinc finger GRF-type containing 1 (gene ZGRF1). The transcript has 27 exons. NCBI's taxonomy places the organism in Eukaryota, Metazoa, Chordata, Mammalia, Primates, Cercopithecidae. The record is from RefSeq and is a predicted model, not a curated record. Gene Ontology annotation, cellular component: site of double-strand break; nucleus. Gene Ontology annotation, biological process: double-strand break repair. Bases 798 to 6884 code for a protein of 2028 amino acids. Gene Ontology annotation, molecular function: helicase activity; zinc ion binding.
ACUGACGGGUGUGCAGGCGGGAGGCGGGGUAAGAAGGACGACAGAUGAUAAGAGUGGACCGCAAGAAAAAGGACGGAGAGUUAAUCAGACGUCGCCCAAGCUGUGCGACCCUACAGGCCGCUUGUAACUUACUCCGUUCAACUCCCAAAAUACAGGGUCAAGUACUGCGGCCUUCAGCCCUUUCCGUCUCCCGAUCCUGAUAGUCUUGGUUACUUUCGCGUCAUAGGAUGAGCGACAACGUUCGCCGGUCCCGGACGAGAAAGACGGGCCCGAGGCAGUGCGCGCGCCACCUACGUCACAGGCGAGGUGGUUCCGGGAGGGCGGGGCAUCGGAGAGCGCGGCUGGCUGAGAGCCUCGAAGCCAAGGAAGAAUUUGAUUGGCGGUUUGAAAGCGGACGUUUUUGGCUUGGGCGGAGGUGGGCGGGCCAAGUUUUGGGUCCUCAUCUGGUGAGGUCCCGCGUUAAUGACGUCACAUUCUUUCGCGGGAAAAAUUCGAAAGUGGAUUUUCUGCAAUUUGACAGGUGAGGUGAAGUGUUUCUCGGGCUUUCCUAGGAAUGGCUUGAGCGAUUUGGGGCGAAGGGACGAAAGACUCUGCUCCGUAAGAAGAGAACCGGGAAGGAUGCUGUUUGGAACCAGGAUUAGGGUGGUCGCAGUAACAGCUACUCGGACUGCUUGUAAUAAGGGUUGCUUCUUCACCGCUUUUCCCAGGCCCUGCUUUGCAAUUUCGAGUGGUAUAAAUAGUUGAAUAACUACUUCCUAUUUUCUGGACUCAGCUGGUUUAUAACUUCAGAAGAAAUAAUGGAAAGCCAAGAAUUUAUUGUUCUAUAUACUCAUCAAAAGAUGAAGAAGUCAAAAGUGUGGCAAGAUGGAAUUCUGAAGAUCACUCCCUUAGGAAACAAAGCAAUUUUAUAUGAUGACAAAGGAGCAUGUUUGGAGAGUGUGUUCCUUAAAUGCCUUGAGGUGAAACCUGGAGAUGACUUAGAAAGUGAUCGAUACUUAAUCACAGUUGAAGAAGUUAAAGUUGCUGGAGCCAUAGGUAUUGUUAAGCAGAAUGUCAAUAAAGAAGCACCAGAGUUAAAUUCAAGGAGAUUUAUAUCAUCUGGCCGAUCUCGUGGAUGUCAGCCUUCUGGCUUAAAAAGGAAGUUUACUGAUUUUCAAGGACCACGUCAGGUUCCGAAGAAAAUGGUUAUUACGGAAAGUGGUGAAUCAGCUGUAUCACAUGACACUAAGAAACCUGGCUCUACUAUUUUUUCUCCAUUCUACAGCAUGCCUCCUUUGUUUCCUACUGUUGGCAAUAAAGAUGUAAAUAAUAUACUGGUAGACCCUGAGAACACUGUGACUUACAAGAACAGAGAGAGAAAUGCCAUGGAUUUUUCUUCAGUUUUUUCUCCAUCCUUCCAGAUUAACCCAAAAGUGCUGUGUGAAGAAAAGUAUUUUUGCUCUCCUAUCAAUUCUGGAAAUAAGCUUUCAGACUUACUGACCAAUGAACCUGUGAAAAGAGAUAGUUUGUCAUCUCACUGUUCAGGAGUUCCACAAAACAUCAGAAGCAAAGCACAGAUAUUAGCUCUUCUGAAGUCUGAAUCAUCUAGUACAUGUGAGGAACUAAAUUCUGAGAUGACAGAGCAUUUUCCUCAAAAACAACCACAGGGAAGUUUAAAAAUUGCUACUAAACCAAAGCACCUAAUUCAACAGGAAGAGUGUGCUGAGAUGAGGAGCACAGAAAAUUUAUACUACCAGUAUCAAUCAGAAAAUACCAUGAGAAAUAAAAGCCGGUGGGCCAUGUAUUUAUCCUCACAGAGUUCACCCAUACAUUCUACUGUACAUGGGAAUGAUACAGAAAGGAAAACCAAGGCCCAGGAAGAUGAUAUAAAUUAUAAUUUGAAAGACCUUUCAUUACAAAAAAAUACACAGCUCUUUGAAACAUAUGCUGAAGAGGGGAAAAAGUAUAAUGUAGACAAGUCAGUAGGUAAUAAUGAUCAAUGCUGGAAUCAGGAAGUAAAAUUAGAAAUUCCUUCAUUCAGUGAAAGCAGUAGCUUACAGGUUACUUGUAGCAGUGCAGAAAAUGAUGGUACAUUGUCAGAAUCUGACAUUCAAGAAGAUAAUAAAAUAUCUUUUAAUCAAAAUGACAAGGUCUGCAUUAAAGGAUCAGUUCUCAUUAAAGAAAAUGCUCAGGAGGUAAAUACAUGUGGAACACCAGAAAAGGAGUAUGAACAAUCAGAGUCAUCUCUGCCAGAACUGAAACAUCUCCAAGUUGAAUCUAGUAAUAAUUCUAGAAUCUCUGAUGACAUUACAGACAUGAUUUCUGAAAGGAAAAUGGAUGAUGAAAGUGUUAAUAGUAUUCAUGAAUCACUGAGUAAUGUAACACAACCAUUUUUGGAGGUAACUUUUAAUCUGAACAAUUUUGAGACCAGUGACACUGAGGAGGAAUCACAGGAAAGCAACAAAAUUUCCCAGGAUUCAGAGAGUUGGGUAAAGGACAUUUUGGUUAAUGAUGGCAAUUCAUGUGUUCAGAAGAGGUCUGAGAAUACAAACUGUGAAGAGAUUGAGGGUGAACAUUUACGACUCUUAACAUCUGUUAGUGGCAAACCUGCAGUGACAUUUCCUGUUAAAGAGACUCUGCCAUCACAGUUUUGUGAUAAAACUUAUGUGGGUUUUGACAUGGGAAUUUGUAAAGCUGAAAACACUGGAAAAGAAAUAGAGGAGUAUAGUGACACAUUGAGCAAUUUUGAAUCUUUCAAGUGGACUGAUGCUGUACACAUAGAUAAUAAAGAAGAUUCUAAUAAACCUAUUCAAGAAGUCAGAAGUAACUAUGAUUUUGCUUUACUCCCGAAUAAAUCUAAAGGUAUAAACAUGAAUUUACAUAUUCCUCAUAUUCAAAAUCAGACUGCUGAAAACAGUAAUCUAUUUUUAGAAGAUGCUCAACCUCAGCCUUUUAUUUUGGGAAAUGACUUAGACAAAAAUGUUGAACAUGUUUUACCCUCAACUUCUAGUAGUGACAACAGUGUCCAACUAUUAAAUACCAAUCAGAAUCACUCUGAAUGUAUUGAACUUGAUAAAUCAAAUACCCACAUUUCCAAUUCUUUGUUUUACCCACUGGGAAAAAAGCAUCUUAUUUCCAAAGACACAGAAGCACGUAUAUCUGAACCUGAAGAUUUGGGAAAGAUUAGAAGUCCACUCCCUGACCAUGUUGAGGUUGAAACUGCCAGAGAAGGCAAACAAUACUGGAAUCCUAGAAAUUCUUCAGAACUUUCUGGAUUAGUAAAUACCAUUUCUAUUUUAAAGUCACUAUCUGAACACAGUACUGCUUUAGACAGUUUGGAAAUAUUGAGAAAGAAAAAUACUGUCUUUCAGCAAGGAACUCAACAGACAUAUGAGCCAGAUAGCAGUCCUGAAGUGAGGAAACCAUUUAUUACAGUAGUUUCACCAAAGUCUCCUCAUCUGCACAAGGAUUCUCAACAGAUACUAAAAGAAGAUGAAGUUGAACUAAGUGAACCACUUCAGUCUUUGCAGAGUUUUCACAGGCAGAAGGUGACAUCACCAGAACAAAACGUCUCUACGUUGAGCCCUAUUUCUACCUUUUCUUUGAACUCAAGAGAUGAAGACUUCAUGGUAGAAUUCUCUGAGACGUCCCUGAAAGCAAGAACUUUACCCGAUGAUCUUCAUUUUCUCAACUUGGAGGGGAUGGAAAAAUCUAGUUCUCUGGAGAGUGAGAACCUUCAAAGGCUUUCAUUAGUAAGUAGAACCCAGGUUCCACUUAUUACUUUGCCACCUACUGAUGGGCCAGCUGACUUAGACUCUCAUUUGUGUAUGAUCAACUCUAACACAUACAAGUCUUCUGGCUCCCCCAUGCUCAACUUGUGUGAAAAGUCAGCAGUUCUUCCUUUUAGCAUUGAGCCUGAGGACCAAAAUGAAACCUCUUUCUCUGAAGAAUCUGGGGAAGUGACUCCAGGGGAUGUUUCACUUCUCAAUAAUAUGUCUACUCAGAGCAAGUGGCUGAAAUAUCAAAACACAUCCCAAUGCAACGUGACUACUCCAGACAGAGUUGAUAAGAGAAUAACUGAUGGCUUUUUUGCUGAGGCUGUUUCUGGGUUGCAUUUUAGAGACACAAGUAAAAGACAGAGUGAUGUUGUCAAUGAAAGCUCUCUAAACUCUGUGCAUUUGCAAAUGAUAAAAGGCAUGCUCUAUCAACAGCAGCAGGAUUUUAGCAGUCAAGAAUUGGUUUCCAGAAAGAAAGUACUUUCUCUGAAUUUGAAGCAGACUUCUAAGACAGAGGAAAUUAAAAAUGUAUUAGGAGGGUCUACCUGCUACAACUAUAGUGUAAAGGAUUUACAGGAGAUAAGUGGCUCUGAGCUAUGUUUUCCAAGUGGGCAGAAAAUAAAAUCUGCUUAUCUUCCCCAAAGGCAAAUUCACAUACCAGCUGUUUUUCAGUCUCCUGCUCAUUAUAAGCAGACUUUCACAUCUUGCCUCAUAGAACAUCUAAAUAUAUUGCUCUUUGGGUUAGCACAAAACUUGCACAAAGCUCUUUCAAAAGUUGACAUAUCAUUUUACACAUCAUUGAAGGGAGAGAAACUGAAAAACGUAGAAAGUAAUGUGCCAUCCUGCCAUCACAGUCAACCUGCAAAACUUGUCAUGGUUAAAAAGGAAGGUCCAAAUAAGGGUCGUCUCUUUUAUACAUGUGAUGGACCCAAAGCUGAUCGAUGUAAAUUCUUUAAAUGGCUUGAGGACGUGACUCCAGGAUAUUUAACACAGGAAGGAGCUCGACCUGGCAUGGUUUUAAGUGAUAUUAAGAGUAUUGGCUUGUACUUAAGAAGUCAAAAGAUACCACUCUAUGAGGAAUGCCAGCUUUUGGUGAGAAAAGGAUUUGAUUUUCAGAGAAAACAGUAUGGCAAACUAAAGAAGUUUACUACUGUAAAUCCUGAGUUUUAUAAUGAACCAAAAACCAAACUUUAUCUUAAGCUGAGUCGGAAGGAAAGUUCUUCAGCUUAUAGCAAAAAUGAUCUUUGGGUGGUUUCAAAAACCCUAGACUUUGAGCUGGAUACUUUUAUUGCAUGUAGUGCUUUCUUUGGACCAUCGUCUAUCAAUGAGAUAGAAAUACUACCUUUGAAAGGCUAUUUCCCUUCCAGCUGGCCCACUAACAUGAUUGUCCAUGCGUUAUUGGUUUGUAAUGCUAGCACAGAACUGACUACUUUGAAAAACAUUCAGGACUACUUUAAUCCAGCUACUCUACCUCUAACACAGUACCUGUUAACAAUGUCUUCGCCAACUAUAGUUAGUAACAAAAGAGUCAGUAAUAGAAAAUUUAUCCCACCAGCCUUCACAAAUGUCAACACAAAAUUUGAACUACUCAGCCUAGGAGCAACAUUGAAGUUAGCUAGUGAGUUGAUUCAGGUAUACAAGUUAAACAAAGAUCAAGCUACAGCUCUAAUUCAAAUAGCUCAAAUGAUGGCAUCACAUGAAAGUAUUGAAGAAGUGAAGGAACUGCAAGCUCAUACCUUACCUAUCACUAUCAUACAUGGUGUGUUUGGAGCAGGAAAGAGUUAUUUGCUGGCAGUGGUGAUUUUGUUCUUUGUACAGCUGUUUGAAAAGAGUGAAGCUCCCACCGUUGGAAAUGCAAGGCCAUGGAAACUUCUAAUUUCUUCUUCUACUAAUGUGGCUGUUGACAGAGUACUUCUUGGGCUUCUCAGUCUUGGAUUUGAAAACUUUAUCAGAGUUGGGAGUGUUAGGAAGAUUGCCAAACCAAUUUUACCUUACAGCCUGCAUGCUGGCUCAGAAAAUGAAAGUGAACAGUUAAAAGAACUACAUACACUAAUGAAAGAAGACCUGACUCCUACGGAAAGAGUCUGUGUGAGAAAAAGCAUUGAGCAGCAUAAACUGGGGACAAAUAGAACCCUGCUGAAGCAGGUUCGAGUAGUUGGAGUUACCUGUGCAGCCUGCCCAUUCCCAUGCAUGAAUGAUCUUAAAUUUCCUGUAGUUGUGUUGGAUGAGUGUAGUCAGAUAACCGAACCGGCCUCUCUCCUUCCCAUUGCAAGGUUUGAGUGUGAAAAGCUGAUUCUUGUUGGAGAUCCCAAACAGCUACCUCCUACUAUUCAGGGUUCUGAUGCAGCUCAUGAAAAUGGAUUGGAACAAACUCUUUUUGAUCGACUUUGCUUAAUGGGUCACAAGCCAAUUCUAUUGAGAACUCAAUACCGUUGUCAUCCUGCAAUCAGUGCUAUUGCUAAUGAUCUGUUUUACAAAGGAACCCUCAUGAAUGGUGUAACAGAAGUAGAGAGGAGCCCUUUAUUGGAAUGGCUACCAACCCUGUGUUUUUAUAAUGUUAAAGGACUAGAACAGAUAGAAAGAGAGAACAGCUUUCAUAAUGUGGCAGAAGCCACUUUUACAUUGAAGCUGAUUCAAUCACUGAUUGCAAGUGGAAUAGCAGGCUCUAUGAUUGGCGUGAUAACAUUAUACAAAUCCCAGAUGUAUAAGCUUUGUCAUUUACUCAGUGCUGUGGACUUUGGCCAUCCUGAUAUUAAAACUGUGCAGGUGUCCACAGUAGAUGCUUUUCAGGGAGCUGAAAAGGAGAUCAUUAUUCUGUCCUGUGUAAGGACAAGACAAGUAGGAUUCAUUGAUUCAGAAAAAAGAAUGAAUGUUGCAUUGACUAGAGGAAAGAGGCAUUUGUUGAUUGUGGGAAAUUUAGCCUGUUUGAGGAAAAAUCGACUGUGGGGACGAGUGAUCCAACACUGCGAAGGAAGGAAAGAUGGAUUGCAACAUGCAAACCAAUAUGAACCACAGCUGAACCAUCUCCUUAAAGAUUAUUUUGAAAAACAAGCGGAAGAAAAACAGAAGAAAAAGAGUGAAAAAGAGAAAUCUAAAGAUAAAUCUCAUUCACAAAAAGACAUGAUGUAAAUAUUUUGUUUGUAUGUAAAUUCAGACUCAUUCUACAU